UCUCAGUCCCGAGUGCACACUCUUGGGUCUCCAUUACCUAGGACAAUCAUGUUGCAUUUGGCGGCCCUUGGCCUCGUCCUCACCUCUACGGUGACUCUAAGCAGCUCCGCUGUUGUUCUGGAAAAUGGCAUGCCGAUCCUUUGGGCACAAACAGCCAGCCAAGUGACUGAACUACCUGUGCAGAAUGGGAUUCUGACUCCCAAUCCGUGGCAUUUUCUAAACCGCCAGAGUUUUUACCGUCUGAUGAUAGGUGCUACAGACCCCUACAUGAGCUACAUGGGGAAAAAUUCGACUGACAAUCCCAUGUGGGGGGUGUCAAUGGAACUUGGAUGGAUGCUCACCUCAGGUCGCCUUGGUGACCCAACUGGUUCAACAACCUGUGGUCUGCAAACCGGAGACACCAUGUGUAUUUCACCUGAGAGCUUUUGGGGCUGUAUGAACUACUUCACCUCAGCUCUUCCCUUCCUGUCUGCUGCACAACAGGGCUUCCUGGGAGAAAACAUCCAGGUCCAGUUGCAGGUUCCUGUAGGUGUAGAGGGCUUCUGUACUACCUUUGCUGAAUGUUCAACCAGCCACCCUGAUGUGAUGUCCAAGUGGGAUGCAUUUUACCAGGCUCUCAAGGCUACCACUGAGUCUACUCUGCCUGACAACGAGAAAAAAGAUUCCAUCCUUGGUGUCUACUGGACAGCUAAAAUGGCUUCAACCUAUGCCUCUGCAGCAUGCAAUGCCAAAAAGAACCAUUAUUCCUCUGAGGAGAAGUCAUUUGCCAACAGCUGGUUGGAAUCUGCAGAGUAUGUUGCAGCAGCUCAUUUCCAUUCCAACCUGGAAAAAUCUUUGCUAUUCCUGAAUCCUGUGCCAAGUCGACUUUUACAGGUUGGGGAUGUAGCUCCAAACAUAGCUGAUCUGAGUAAGGAGGAGAACCACUCACUGUCCAUUUUCUCCUGGAUGAGAAACAUCAAUUUCAUUCUUGGUGGGUCAAUGGUUCGUAUGUGGAAAGGGGCAAUGUGUUCCAUGACCUCCAGAGAGAGAGGCAAAGAGUUGUUGGAGCAGCUCAUAAUUAAUCCCAGCUUUCCAACAACCACUUUCCUGUCUGUUAUUACAGAAAUGAGUAGAAGCUGCUAAGACAAGCACAAAUACAAAAUCAAAAAUACUUUCUUCAGCGUCUAAAAAUAUAUUUUUUAAUCAAAUAAGCAGAAAACCUUCAUUACAGGAUGUUGAUAGAUAGCAUUGGAUCACAGCAGAUGUACUUCCUCUUGUAACCUUGUUGUUAAUUAAUGUGAACCUAUAAAACAUAAACAAGUA
Molecule: messenger RNA, 1302 nt
Organism: Girardinichthys multiradiatus
Lineage: Eukaryota; Metazoa; Chordata; Actinopteri; Cyprinodontiformes; Goodeidae
Product: protein LEG1 homolog
Exons: 8
Coding region: 49-1122 (357 amino acids)
Source: RefSeq, a predicted model, not a curated record